Messenger RNA from Musca vetustissima, 1512 nucleotides. RefSeq names its product pickpocket protein 19. Lineage: Eukaryota; Metazoa; Arthropoda; Insecta; Diptera; Muscidae. The transcript has 7 exons. Gene Ontology annotation, biological process: sodium ion transmembrane transport. Gene Ontology annotation, cellular component: membrane. The record is from RefSeq and is a predicted model, not a curated record. Bases 55 to 1512 code for a protein of 485 amino acids. Gene Ontology annotation, molecular function: ligand-gated sodium channel activity.
AUUUGGAGUGCCUUGGUUAUUACGUGUGUAACCCUUACGUGUAUCGCCUAUGGCAUGUUGGCAGAACGUUAUUCGGCACAGAAACUACAAACGGUUGUGGAAAAUUCACAAUAUCCGGUAUAUCAGAUACCAUUUCCGGCUGUGGGUGUUUGUCCCAAUAAUCACAUUAACUGGAAUCGUUUUGAAGCGGCCAAAUCUAUAUUUUUACCACCGAAUGCCGAUCACAAUGUUGUCGAAGUGUUUACAACAUUUGUUGGCAACAUGGAAUCGUUGGCCUUUGGACAAUUUCAAAGUUUCAGUGAAAUGGAUGAUGUCAAUUUGGAACUGUUGGAUGGUAUUGAUGUUACCAAUUUGACCCAAUACAUGUCGAUACGGUGUGAGGACAUCUUCGUGAAGGGUCAGUGUUAUUGGAGGCGAGUACCCAUCAAUUGUUGUUCGAUGUUUAUAAUGGAGAAAACGGAACAUGGUUAUUGUUUUGUAUUCAAUUCGAUAUUGUCCAAGGAAUCGAGGCAGUUGAGGGAAAAAAGUGGCCACAAAUUCUAUCCUUUUCAUAAUUCGAAGGCUGGCCAAGGUUCCGGUUUGGCAUUUCAAAUUAAUUUAAAGAAUUCAAUGAAGAAGCCAGAUUCGAAAUUGGAUGAUACAAUAACGAUCCUAAUAAAACGUCCAGAACAGUUAUCCAACAAUGGUUAUACCAUUUCGGCUGGCACGGAAGCUUAUGUUAUUGUUCGUCCUGAAAUCACCGAAAGUUCCAAGGAUAUACGACCGUUGAAGCAAGAGCAACGUAAUUGUUUCUUUGAAGAUGAAAAUGCUUUGAAGAAUUAUCAGGUCUCUCCAAAAGUUGACAAAGAGUUGAUUUUGAAUAAUUGUGUAAAUGUCUGUCACGAAGAACAUUUAAGGAAAUAUUGUAACUGCACUCUACCGCAGUUCUUUUUGAGUACAGAUCCAACAGUGGAAACCUGCCAUCCCUCACAAUUUCGUUGCUUGGCCAAACACAAUGAUAUUUUCAGUUACGAUAAACGUUUGGAGGAAGAUGCCUAUUUUAGUUCGGCAAAGCCAGGAAUGACUUGCUCUUGUUUAAUCCCUUGCAAUAUAAUUGAAUAUUAUACAUCGCUGACCACUCUGCCCUACAAUGGACCAACAAACUCUACAGAGGAACAAUUUUAUAAAGUCGAUGUCCACUACCAAUCGGAGGUUGUCAUCAAAUAUCGUACCAGUUUGGAAUUUACAAGCAUUGACUUAAUUGCUAACUUUGGUGGCGUUUUUGGUCUGUGUUUGGGUGCCUCGAUGGUCAGUGCUGUUGAGUUGUUCUAUUACCUCACCGUUGGCCUCGCUCUCAAUUUGUACGAUAAUAACUAUUAUGCCAUAUUGAAGCAACAUAUACAAGAUUUACGAAUGAAAUGGAUAUCCGGCAUACGAGAAACACUCAAUGAAGAAUACGGUAAUGGUACUUCCUCGAAGAGGAAAACCUCAUUUGUACCGAAACGUCCGCAGCAGAAAGCGAAUAAGUGGUGA